AUGCAUCGUCUAACGGUAAUGCAGACAAAGUUUACCGAGAUACAGCGCGCUUUACUUAUGCCGCCUACUAGUCCAGGCAUUCAGAGCAAUUUCUUAGCUCGACGUGGUGGUAUGGGAGAUGCACUCAUCUUUCUUGGCUCUUCUAACUCCUCUACAGCCAACACUUUAUCGGCUGGCUGUUUGGGAACGAGAUCAAGCAGAGUGGCUCUUAUGCAUGCCAACCGGUCUACUACAAAUACAUUGGCAAUUUCCACCCCCAUCACCACUUCUGCUGCCGUAGCGGGAGAAGGCCCGGCUGUCUUACCACAGGGACCUUUGCCUCCAUCUCACUUAUGUGCCCUUAUGGCCCCAACGGCUGUCGAAGCUCAGCAUCGACUUGCAACUCGCCAGAGCUCUCCUCUCUCUCGUCCUGCCGCCUUAGUGUCAUUUAGUGGAGCAACUGUAUCCGGAGGAGCCACUUAUAGUUCUGGUCUCACUGGAAGCACAACGGCUACUGUUGGGGGCGGGAUGGGACCCUUAUGUCCUUCCAAUGUUGGAAGUAUUUCGCGAGGAACACUUCCAUGCAACCUUGGUCUCGGUUUCUCAUCUCUGUCUAUUUCUGGAGGAAUGACUUCGUCGGAAACAUCGUCACCUGCUGGCGUGACUUCUUCGGGUGAAUAUAAUUUCCAUAAUUAUUCUUGA
This is a messenger RNA of Protopolystoma xenopodis, 681 nucleotides long. The record is from the annotation of a GenBank genome assembly. NCBI's taxonomy places the organism in Eukaryota, Metazoa, Platyhelminthes, Monogenea, Polystomatidea, Polystomatidae.